This is a messenger RNA of Hemiscyllium ocellatum (epaulette shark), 5578 nucleotides long. RefSeq names its product dihydrouridine synthase 4-like (S. cerevisiae) (gene dus4l). Gene Ontology annotation, biological process: tRNA processing. The record is from RefSeq and is a predicted model, not a curated record. The transcript has 6 exons. The coding region runs from base 164 to 1108 and encodes 314 amino acids. Gene Ontology annotation, molecular function: tRNA dihydrouridine synthase activity; flavin adenine dinucleotide binding. NCBI's taxonomy places the organism in Eukaryota, Metazoa, Chordata, Chondrichthyes, Orectolobiformes, Hemiscylliidae.
GGGUCAGAGGUCAGAUGUAAGAGGUGAGAACUGCAUCUGUGGAUCUAGGCCUCCAAACGUAGAUUCCACUCAUAAGCAGUUGAUGGUUUAAUUCCCCGUCGCUCAAGUCCUUUAAGCCAGUCACAGCCCAUUCGGUUGUGAAUAAUUUCCAUGAACGUAGCAGAUGAGUUUUUACGUGUCUCCUGGAUCCUGGCAACGAAGAUGCCUGGUCGAUUUGUUCCAGCCCGGUCACGUUGUGAAGAUUUGUGCACCUAUGGUGCGAUAUUCAAAGUUGGCAUUUCGAUCACUUGUCAGAAAGUAUGACUGUGAACUGUGUUUUACCCCAAUGAUUGUUGCGUCUGCCUUCCUGAGAUCUGGCAAGGCUAGAGAUAGUGAAUUCACAACAAGUUGUGUUGACCGUCCUCUGGUUGUGCAGUUUGCUGCCAAUCGAUCACAGGAUCUAGCUGAUGCUGCCUGUAUAGUUUCUCCAUUUGCAGAUGGUGUUGACUUGAAUUGUGGUUGUCCACAAAGGUGGGCAAUGGCAGAAGGAUAUGGUGCUUGCCUAAUAAAUAAACCAGAAUUGGUUCAGGACAUGGUGCGUCAGGUCAGGAAUCAAGUAGAAUAUCCUAAUUUUUCAGUCUCAAUUAAAAUAAGAAUACACAAAGAUCUAGCAAGAACUGUUGAUCUAUGUCGAAAAGUUGAAGCAACUGGAAUCUCUUGGAUCACUGUUCAUGGCAGAACAACAGAGGAACGACAUCAACCAGUGCACUAUGAUACAAUCAAAAUUAUUAAGGAAAAUUUAAAUAUACCAGUAGUAGCAAAUGGAGACAUAAGGAGCCAUAAAGAUAUUGAUUAUGUGCAUGAGUUGACAGGAAUUGAUGGUGUAAUGGCUGCACGAGGCCUUUUAGCAAAUCCUGCUAUGUUUGCAGGAUAUGAAGAAACUCCUUUGCAGUGUGUUCGGGACUGGAUUGACAUUGCUUUGGAACACGGAACACCAUAUACUUGUUUCCAUCACCAUUUGAUGUACAUGUUAGAAAGAAUAACUUCAAAGCAAGAGAAGAAAAUCUUUAAUGCAUUAUCAAGUAUGUCAGCUGUUCUAGAUUAUCUCUCUGACAAUUAUGGUUUAUGAGAUUAUAAAAAAACUUAUGCCAUGUCUGCUCAAAGAUGUUAAAGGAUUUCAAAGGAAAUCAAAUUGCUGUAAUAUAUGAUAAGCAAACCUUUAGCAGGAAACAAGUUUUGAUGUUGUUUUGACCUGAAACUUUGACUGCCACUGAUAACAAAGAAGUUACUGUCUUCAAAUGUGCUAUUACAGGUAUAGUUCAAAUCACCUAGGAUUGUAAGGUGGCAAUUUGCCUUCUUAAUAGUUUUAAUAUCAACAAUCUCUUAAGUAAAAUUGAGGACUUCAGUCUUUCAAGACAUUUUAAAGUCAAAUCCACAGAUACUUAUUAAAUAAAAUUUUGUAUUUUACUGUUAGUUUUAAUUAUGCAAAAAUAAAUCCAGCUCUCCUGGCUCACAGAUAGGGAUACUUCCACUACAUCACAAGAAUCCUUUCACUGCAUCUUUAAUGUUGUUGAUGGGUUUCUCGCUAUGCAAUGGCAAGUUACUAAAUAAAAGGAUUUUAGCUUGUUAAAUGCCUUAUUCAUUGCUAACAUGCUUUGUUAAUAUUCAAACAUCUUAUCAAACAUCCAAACAAGAUUGACAUCAAGAAAUCUUGAUGUGGAAUUCUGAGCAGGUGCCUGGUGACUUUGCUCAUUACUUGUGCAGAGGACGUCCAUUGAUGGACACUGACUCCAACAUUAUGGGCUCUGGCCACAUGUACCCCAUUACACAUAUGACAUGUGCACCUUUGGGCACAGCAACAACUAUCACUGUCAUGCUGUAUCAAGAACAUUGUCCCCUUAGCAAAUCAUGCCCAGCUCAGGGACUGGAACCGGAGUCCCACUUGUGCACCACCUUAUCCAGCAAGACUCAAGGUCCCCUGCCCACAAAUUGGCCAUUAAAGAUAUUGCAGGUGAAAGAGUUGGUGGAUAUCUGUUGAGUGGUUAUUUCCGGAAAUGGCACAUGGUAAGAUGGGGUUAGAAUUUCACACAAGAGAUGCCAUAAGAAUAGGAUGAGUCAGUAAUGAGGCAAAUUUGAUAAGAUACAAUAAGAAAUCUCAUGGUGACAAUCUCUCCAAAAAUCUCAAUGCAGCUCAUACUCAGCCAAAAAUUGUACAAUUCAAAUGUUUUUUGUUCUUCCAUUUUGUGAAAAAUCUUGUGUAUUCCUCCUUGCAACUUUCUGUGCAUAGUCAUAAUUGAUCAAGAUAUGUAAGUUUAAAAUAUUGCCUAAGUAUUCAGGUGUUUUAGUAUUACUGUAUAUUUUAUUUCUUUAUAGCUAAGACUAUACACUUUUUUAAAUCAUUUUUAUCUAAGAGUUGCUAAAACUGACCCAGCUUUUCUGAUCAGUAUGAACGUCUGCUUCACUGAUUAACUAAAUAUCUAAAAUGGCUACCUCCAUUCAUGAAUCAAUGGAAUACAAAUUCAUUGUAUUGAAUAGGGAGAAUUCUGUACAUAAAAUCUGUUCCAAAGAUCUUGAACUAUUUCACACCAUGAAUAUUAUGCAAUGGAUUAACUGCCAUGUAUAAGUCUAGAAAGGUCCAAUUACUCCAGCAGAGCUUCACACUCAAUCACAUGUUAUGAUGUAGAAAGAUAGAAGGUAGUUAACUUUAGAUUUGUGUUUAAUAUUUGAAAAAAAAAUUCAGUACUCAGUCAUUUAUUGUAGAUUGAAAUGCCAGACAUUUUGCAGAAGAAAAGUAAACCUUUGAUGUACAUUAUCAUUGUCAAUGUCACAUGCACUUCUGUGGCUCUCCAAGUGUAAGGGACUGAAGCAGAAUACAUUUUGAGGUGUUUGUAUUGUGUUGGCAGGAGGUAAUUACAUUUGUUAAAAUGCAAUUUAAUUGUAAUACCAUGUUUUAAAUUAAGGGAGACCUUGUGGUAUUAUUGCUGAGCUAUUAGUGAAGAGAUUUCGGUAAUAUUCUAGGGACCCAGGUUCAAAUCCUACCAUGGAAAUCUGGAAUUAGAAGAGUAAUGAUCGUCAUGAAACUGUUGUCAAUUGUUAGGAAAAACCCAUCUGGUUCACUAGUAUCCUUUUAAGGAUGGAAAUCUGCCAUCCUUACCCAGUCUGGCCUACAUGUGACCAGACCCACAGCAGUGUGGUUGAUUCUUAACUCCUCUGGCAAGCAACCUGGCCCACAUCUUGUGAAUGAGAAGAAAAAUUAUUUUAAAAAUGAAUAUAGUAUUUCAACUAAAGAAUUUUAGAGGAAGUAUUUUCUUCUACUUGUAACAUUUUUUUAAAUCUUUUAACCGUUGGUCAGAAUUUUAAUUGUGUAUGAUUAUGUACGUAGACAAUCAGGUUUUUUUUGCAAAUAUAAUGGAAAAUUUGGUUGCUAUCUUUAAAUGUUUGUGAUUGCUUCACAGUAAGAGCUUCAGAUUGUAUUCUGUUUAUUAUUGAAACAAAAUUCCAGUUAAGUACAGAUGAAAAUAACGGGUCCAAUUUUAAUCACCUAUCAGCAGUAUUGGAACAAUAAGACAAGUUUUUGAAAACAAAUUUUGCAAUUUAACCUUCGUAAUAUCACAUUUAUUAUUGCAAAGAAAUAUUACAAUCUGUGUAUUGAAUAGGAAGUAAUGAAUUCCCAGUAACUCAAUUUUAAUUCACCUUCCCACUUUCACUAUAACCUCUCUGUACCAAGUAACCUUCGAUGUUCUGUGAAGCUUAUUAUAAUCCCUAGUCACAACAUCACAUAUUUCAAUUCAGCACAUUACGUCCUUGUUAAUUGACUAUGACUUUAAUAAUUUUAAACCAUAGCACGGCUUAGUUUUUAUUAGAUAGCAGGUACCAUUUACAGCUCUUAUUGAUCUGCCUUUGGUUCCUUCAAUCGUUCCAUUACCAUUUCUUUACUGUGCGUCAUUAUUCCAUUUGUCUUUUAAUCAUUCGUGCCUUCCACCUAUCAAAGACUAUUCCUUCUGGUUUUUCUUUUUACCUUCCUUACUCCCCACUUUCUUUCCCUGAACUCUGUACUUAUUCAAAACCUAUUACAUUUCUAACUUUGCCAGUUUCUUGGAAAUUCAAAGACCUGAAACACUGAGCACUAUUGAUGAUUAAAACAUUGAUUCCACCUAUAGAUGCUGUCUCAUCUGAGCACUUCUGGCAUUUCGUGUUUUUUUUAUAUAUCAGAUUUCAGCAUCAGCAAUACUCGCUGUUGUUUUGCCCAAUAUGAGGUCAUUGGGGCACAUUGGGACUUUGCUCUGUAUCUGAUUGUUAUUAGUCAUCCAUUGCAUAAUUUAAUAAAACACCAUUUCAGUCAACUUCAUAUGAAUAUUAUUUUUUUAGGAUGAUGCACCUCUGAACUUUACUGAAGUAGAAGAGUGAAAUAAUUUGUAAUUGUUUUGCUACACAUUUUGUAUAUUAACUUUGUUCAUUAUGUUUUAUGAAAUUGUGAUAUUUUUCUACUUUCCUAGCCAUUUCCCAAGGUUCAGAAUAACAUAAAGAAAAGAAAUCCAUGUCUUCGGAACUAAGUGAUGUCAUAAAUUAGAUACUACCUUUUCAAAUCUAGCUUGUAAUCCAAACUAACAAGAUAAUACUUCCUCUGUCAGCUGGCUGUAGAAAUUAAAAUAGAUCAAUUUCACCAGUCUAAAUCCAGUUUCUAAUGGGAAUGAGCAAUGUAUUACUGUCACUGCCUCCAUUUGUGCAAAGGAUGGUUGGUGUGGAAAAUGGGGGACAAAAUACCACACUGGUACAAUGGAGUGUGGAUUCUUCUGAGGUCAUUGGGGCACGAUGGAGAGGACUUUGUUGUGUAUCUGAUUGCUAUGCUUAACUUGUUGGUACAUAAAAUGAGAAAGUGAGGACUGCAGAUGCUGGAGAUCAGAGUCAAAAAGUGUGGCGCUGGAAAGCACAGGAGGUCAGGCAGCAUCUGAGAAGUAGGAAAAUCAACAUUUCGGGCAUAAGCCCUUCAUCAGGAAUUACUGGUACACAAUGCUGAUACUGAUCCCCUGAAUUGGAGGAUGUUCCAUUCCCCAGUAUUAACAUGCACAAAACAUCCUUUGAAUAUGUGAAGAGUCACCAGAGUUGCAUCCUUAACCCUGCUUUCAUUCCACAGAUGCUGCCAGACCUGCUGAGUUUCUCCAGCAAUUUGUUUUUGUCUCCAGUAUCUGCAGUUGUUUUUUUAAUAUUACUGUUCUUGACUAAGCAUUGAUAUUCCAAAGAAGAUAUUGACAUUGAGCUCAAUGUAAAACGAACUACAUUUUAUAAAAAGGUCAACUGUGUACAGGUUGAUUCAUAUAUCCAAACCUGAAAUUGUUGUCAUCUAUUAUUAAUGAUUCCUUAGAAUAACUGGGCAUUUGUUCUUGUGGUAAAUACCACUGCUUACACAAUUGUACAAAAUAGGAGAUUGGCUGUGAUAGUUGGGUAAUUAUUCAAGUGAACUAUAAAUACAAAUCCAAAAGAACCAUGUAGUUAACCUACUGUAUGUUAUAAUGUGAAAAUGAUUGUGCUUUAAGCUGCCACAAUUCAGAAGCUUAUAUUACCUGUAAAAGGUUUGAAGCUAUCGAUCUCAAUUACAAUU